AUGUGCGCAGUAGCACCUAAGUCCAUGUACAAGUCGCCUCCACCGACAAAGCUACGCAGCGACGGCGCAGAGUGCUGGGCGGCGAGGAGGGUGGGGUCCCAUGGCACAGGUGAGAAGCUGCGGCAGCGGCGGUGCACGCGGGGAGGCGCUGCCCGGCGGUGGCGGCGGCGGGAAGCUGCGGCGGCGGCGGUGCGCGCGAGAAAGCGCGGCGCGGCGGCGGCGCCGGCAGUAGGGAGCGGCAGCGAGAAGGCGCGGCGCGGCAGCGGCGGCGGCUGCAGGGAGAGGCUGGCGGGGGAACGGUGGUACGAUGGUCUUCAUAAAGGGUACGACAAAGAGCAUCGUGCGCGGGACAUUGAGAAUAACGGGGAACUAACACCUAUGCGCAUGAGAGGUCAUAGUGCCCACGACUGGCCGUGCGACGAGCGGUAUGAGCCAUACUUUGAGAGAUUGGGCCUUCUCCCGUUCGUGCUUCAGUUCAAGCGACACGCUCCGUCGAUCAACCAUGGGGCGAUGACCGCACUUAUUGACCGAUGGAGGCCAGAGACACACUCGUUCCACUUGUCAUGUGGAGAGAUGACCGUGACCUUGGAGGACAUGGCGAUGAUCGGUGGCCUUCCAAUCAAUGGAGAAGCUUUGACCGGCACCACCGUAAGUGCUAAUUGGCGAGAUCGUGUUGGCCAAUUGACAGGUGUUUUCCCCGAGCCUCCUGAAGAAGGCGAGCGUGACAGUGAGAAAGUGUUGCAUCAUUGGCUCCGAGGGGAGAGAGGAGUAGUAUGCCCUCCGGACACCAAUGAGGUUGUUGUGCAGCAGCACGCCCGAGCAUAUAUGUGGUAUCUGUUAACGAGGGUAGUGUUUCCAGAUUGUACCAGUAAUAAAGCCCAGUGGAUAUUCUUGGACCUACUAAGUGACUGGGACCGUAAGUACAGUUGGGGUUCAGGAGCACUAGCAUACUUAUAUCGUCAGCUCGACGAGGCAUGUCGUAGGAAGAAGGGCACAUCUGGUAUGGGUGGCUUUGUUUGGUGCCUUCAGGUUUGGAUGUGGGAGCGGAUGCCCGUUGGACGCCCCGAGAAAAACAAGACACCUCCUGAAGGAUGGGUCCCACAUGACGGGAGGUAUGGAGAAGAUCCUUGGCGGUUUCCGACCGUCGCCUACUGUUGGGAGAUGGCGAAUGUGUACACAGGCAGCUCGGUUGCGUGA
Messenger RNA from Triticum dicoccoides, 1197 nucleotides. RefSeq names its product protein MAIN-LIKE 1-like. The transcript has 5 exons. Gene Ontology annotation, biological process: meristem development; meristem maintenance. NCBI's taxonomy places the organism in Eukaryota, Viridiplantae, Streptophyta, Magnoliopsida, Poales, Poaceae. The record is from RefSeq and is a predicted model, not a curated record. The coding region runs from base 1 to 1197 and encodes 398 amino acids.